CACACUCCUCCUCCUUCCACACACCUCUCCAUCUCACACUCCAUCUCCACCUUUAGUCACUUCGCUAAACUCUAAAACUCUCCUCGUAGCAGUGAUCAUGUCCAGGAUUAAAACCCUAAACGACAUGGCCGAUCUCCAGCGUUCAGGGUUCGGCCAGCCGUCUCCUCGACACGGACUCAAGCUGCUCUACUGGUUUGUUAAUAACUGCGUGGAAGUGACUCAGCAGAAUCGGAUGCUUUCCCUCUGCAGCCCGUCCACAGGUGACUUUGGAUUUCGAAUCUUCCACAACAGAGAUGAAGGAGGAAAAGGCCACCUGCUUCCAGACUCCAGCAACCUGCCGUACUACGAGCUCGGGAACCUAAGUGCGUCUGGAGCGAAAUCACUGCCUGAGUACGUCAGAGAGAAAUACACCGGCUUCCAGGACAAGAGCAACACCGACCGCAUCAUCAUCAGCCUGGAGUCCGGAACGUUCCGCAGCAUCUACGUGACGCGCCACGAGACCCGGUCGAACUUUGACCCGAGCCACACGUUCUGCGUCGGCCGGAAGCUCGUGAGAACCAUAAAGAACCUGCAGAGAGAAGAUUUCCUUAGAGCAGCUAAACGCCGUGGGAACGUCAGGCCUCGCUGUGACACGAAGCUCCACGCUGAACAAUCUGACAGAAAUCAUUUACUGCAGGGAUCCUCAAGGUCUCAGCUCCUCACACCUCACAGAACUCCAGCACUCUCUACUCCAUCACAUCAACCGUACAGCCAGGAUUUACAUCCACACACUGCACCACGUCACAGACUCCAUCCUCACAAACACACCAGAACCCUCUCAGGCUUCUGUUUCAUCCUCCUGUUCCUAUUAACUGCUGCAGUUUUAUUGUGUUAAAACACAAAGAUCCUCUGUGUACAUGAAGGGUCUUAGUGUCCCAGCUGGUCCUCACACCACAGCAGGGCUGAGUUCUGGAUUCUGAUUGGUCAGAAGGGGUUGAUUAAUUUUCUAUGACAGCAUCUGUGACAGUCGCUCUGAUCCGUUAUCGUUUCUAUAGUAACAGCUCGUUCACAGGGACGUGUACAGCGGAUGUCAUUGACGUGGUGAAGUUUUCUGUAAGGGGACGUUUAUUUAAGAUCAUCAGGACAAGAGCUUACACUAGCUUGUUUCAUGAACAUUAAAUGUACAUGUAAACAGAAACAAAUAUGACGUAUUGUUCUUGAAUUUAAAAAAAGAGCGGAAGUUGUUAGCCUGCUGCGGUGUAAGAGGAAUAAAACCCUCAGGGACGUGCUGUUACAGGAAAACUCAGGGUUUAUUAUUGACCUGUUAGGAGGGUUUAUUCUGUAUAUUUAUCAUAUAUGUUCUAUUUUAUUCACUAUUUAUUGAUUACUAGGGAUUUAUUUAGUUUAUAAAUAAAGGGGGCGGGGUUGCACAGAGCUGGUUAUAGGCAGGUAUAAAGGUUACGAGUGGUUAUAUAAGCUAUAGGAGAAUAUUUAUCACAUUUAGAAAGGGGUGUACAAACUUUUGCACUAGACUUUCUGUAUGUGUUUCAUCAUCUGAGCAUGAAAUCCCCUGCAGCGUGUUUAUGUAGCGCUCUGUACAGACGUACAACUUUACAUCAUGCAGGUUAACAGAGGGUCAGAUUUAGGUUCAUGUUAAACAUGUGAUGUGUCUCUGUUUGUUUACUGAAAGUAAAGAACAUGACGCUGGACCUUAAACCUGAUCCUGAGUCAUCCCUCCUCCUCCUACUGCUCUUACUGCUCCUAACGCUGCUCCUCCUCCUACUGCUCUU
Ictalurus punctatus (channel catfish) is the source of this 1769-nucleotide messenger RNA. RefSeq lists its product as uncharacterized. The transcript has 2 exons. Lineage: Eukaryota; Metazoa; Chordata; Actinopteri; Siluriformes; Ictaluridae. Bases 98 to 874 code for a protein of 258 amino acids. The record is from RefSeq and is a predicted model, not a curated record.